This is a messenger RNA of Henningerozyma blattae CBS 6284, 1338 nucleotides long. It is a transcript of the gene MET17, whose product is annotated as bifunctional cysteine synthase/O-acetylhomoserine aminocarboxypropyltransferase MET17. Gene Ontology annotation, biological process: transsulfuration. NCBI's taxonomy places the organism in Eukaryota, Fungi, Ascomycota, Saccharomycetes, Saccharomycetales, Saccharomycetaceae. The record is from RefSeq and is a predicted model, not a curated record. The transcript has a single exon. Bases 1 to 1338 code for a protein of 445 amino acids. Gene Ontology annotation, molecular function: pyridoxal phosphate binding; transferase activity, transferring alkyl or aryl (other than methyl) groups.
AUGCCAUCUCACUUUGAUACCAUUCAAUUGCAUGCUGGCCAAGAAAAUGCUUUUGAACAUGCCAGUGGUCCAAGAGCUGUCCCAAUUUAUGCCACAACUUCUUAUGUUUUCGAUGAUUCCAAAUAUGGUGCUGAAAUUUUUGGUCUUGAAAAGCCAGGUUUCAUUUACUCUCGUAUUAUGAACCCAACCAAUGAUGUCUUGGAAAGAAGAUUAGCAGCAUUGGAAGGCGGUGCUGCUGCUUUAGCAGUAGCCUCUGGCCAAGCUGCCCAAACUUUGGCUAUUACUGGUUUGGCUCACUCCGGUGACAAUAUCGUUUCUACUAGUUUCUUAUAUGGUGGUACUUAUAAUCAAUUUAAAGUUGCUUUCAAGAGAUUAGGAAUUGAAGCUAGAUUUGUGGAAGGUGAUGCCCCAGAAGACUUCGAAAAAUUAUUUGAUGAAAAAACUAAAGCCGUCUAUCUAGAAACCAUCGGUAACCCAAAAUAUAAUGUCCCAGAUUUUGACAAAAUUGUUGCCGUUGCUCAUAAGCAUGGUAUUCCAGUUGUUGUUGACAACACUUUUGGUGCAGGUGGGUUCUUCUGUCAGCCAAUUAAAUACGGUGCUGAUAUUGUUACACACUCUGCUACCAAAUGGAUUGGUGGUCAUGGUACUACCAUUGCAGGUGCUAUUAUUGAUUCUGGUAAAUUCCCAUGGAAAGAAUACCCAGAAAAAUUCCCACAAUUUUCUAAACCUUCUGAAGGUUACCAUGGUAUGAUCUUUAAUGAAGCUAUGGGUAACUUGGCUUUCAUUGGUCAUGUCAGAACUGAAUUGUUGAGAGAUUUGGGUCCAUGUAUGUCUCCAUUUGCUUCUUUCUUAUUGUUGCAAGGUGUGGAAACUCUAUCCUUAAGAGCAGAAAGACAAGGUGAAAACACUUUGGCUUUAGCUAAAUGGCUAGAAAAGUCUGCAUAUGUUUCAUGGGUAUCUUAUCCAGGUUUAGUUUCGCAUUCUCACCACGAAAAUGCCAAGAAAUAUUUAAGAAAUGGUUUUGGUGGUGUCUUGUCCUUUGGUGUUAAAGAUUUACCAGGUGCUGCUGAAGAAAAAGAUCCAUUCAAAGCUGCUGGUGCUCAAGCAGUUGACAAUUUGAAAUUAGCAUCUAACUUGGCCAACGUUGGUGACUCUAAGACUUUAGUCAUCGCUCCGUACUUUACUACUCAUCAACAAUUAUCAGAUGAAGAAAAAUUAGCUUCUGGUGUCACCAAGGAUUUGAUUCGUGUUUCUGUUGGUACUGAAUUCAUUGAUGAUAUCAUUGCCGAUUUCCAACAAUCUUUCGAAAAGAUUUUUAAUGGGGUUCCACCAAAAUAA